UCUCUCUCUCUCUUUUUUUCCUUUUUCUUUUGUCUUCUUUGCUUUUGUUGUUGUUUGGGUUCUUCUGUUUAUUGUCUCUCUCUCUCUCUCUCUUUUCUCUUUCCCUCUCUACAAACCUUCCCUCUGGUCUUGUGCUUGUUUGGAUUCCAUCCUUCGCAACCCACUGAAUAAUCCUAUCUAUUUCCGCCUGCUGUUUAAUUUCUUCCGCAACCGGGGGUAACGCUCCGGAUAAAUGCUAGCUGCCGGAGUUGGAGGACCACCACAGCGCACCCAGAUUUCUUUAGGAUUUCCUAAUUGGAGUUGAGAGUGAAACUACCAACAAUCAUCUUUUGCAGGUUUUAACUCCUGAUACAGGUACUGAAGAAAAUAGCCCCCGUCGGUCGGGGAAAGAAGGGCGAAAAUGCCUUAGUUGAUUUUGAGCAGAAAGCCUGACGAAAAUGAGAAAACAGCUGAAGCAGCGAGUUUAGACGGCGACAAGGUUUAAAUCGAUGGAUAAUACUGCGACCACAACCACUACGCCGAGAUCAGUAAUUAUUGUUCCGCGAAGCAAAUCCCAAGCCGCCUGCCGCAGAGUAAUGCCGACUUCACUUUCCGAGGGCAACUCAGCUAAUAUUCUCGAGAAGCGUCUCCCCAACGGGGAUCUGUACAUAGGUACGUUCUCCAACAACACGCCUCAUGGAUCGGGGAAGUAUUUGUGGAAAGACGGGUGUAUGUACGAAGGGGAGUGGAAGAAGGGCAAAGCCAGCGGCAUGGGAAAGUUCUCCUGGCCGUCUGGUGCGACUUUUGAAGGCGAGUUCAAGUCGGGUCGAAUGGAGGGUAUGGGCACUUUUAUCGGACCCGACGGGGAUAUGUACAAAGGGGCAUGGUCCGGGGAUCGGAAACAUGGCUACGGGGUUAAGCAUUACAGUAAUGGGGAUUACUAUGAAGGGUACUGGAAGAGGAACUUGCAGGACGGGCAAGGGCGGUAUAGGUGGAGGAAUGGGAAUGAGUAUGUCGGGGAGUGGAAGAAUGGGAUGAUUCAUGGAAGGGGCGUUUUGGUUUGGAAAAACGGGAAUAGGUAUGAUGGGAAUUGGGAGAACGGGGUUCCCAAAGGUCACGGCGUUUUCACUUGGCCCGACGGGAGUUGUUACAUCGGUUGCUGGUCGAAUGAUUCGUGUAAAAACGGCAAUAGAGCUCAAGUCUUGAAUGGUACCUACUACCCCGCCCGCAACAGCAACAACAGCAAUGGAGAUGGGACUGGGAAUGGUGAUGGAUUGAAAGGGUUUUUAAGCCCUAAGCUAUCUGCCCCCUUAAUGGUUGUGGGCGAUGUGAAUGUAAACGCUAUGAUUGGGGAUGGUGUGGGGAAGAAGAGGUCCUCUGUGGAUGGAGGCAUGGCGGAAAGGCCUUUUCCAAGAAUUUGCAUCUGGGAAUCAGACGGGGAAGCUGGGGAUAUCACUUGUGAUAUUCUUGAUAACGUUGAGGCUUCGAUGCUGUACAGAGAUGGCUUUGCUUUGGAUCGAGAUGGCAUCAAGCUGUUUAAGAGGGAUCCUAGUUGUUUUCAUUUUGGGGAGGCCAAGAAGCCCGGACAGACAAUAACCAAAGGGCACAAGAAUUAUGAGCUGAUGCUCAAUCUCCAGUUGGGUAUAAGGUAUUCUGUUGGGAAGCAUGCGUCAAUGCUUCAGGAUCUUAAGCCUACUGACUUUGAUCCCAAGGAGAAGAUAUCCACAAGGUUUCCACCUGAGGGGUCGAAAACAACGCCACCUCAUCAAUCGACUGAAUUCCGAUGGAAGGAUUAUUGUCCUUUGGUGUUUAGACAUUUGAGGAAGCAAUUUCAAAUAGAUCCUGCACAUUACAUGUUAGCCAUUUGUGGCGACGAUGCACUGAGAGAGCUGUCGUCUCCUGGGAAAAGCGGAAGUGUGUUUUACUUAACACAGGAUGAUCGGUUCAUGAUCAAAACUGUGAAGAAAUCGGAAGUCAAGGUGUUGAUUAAGAUGCUUCCUAGUUAUUUUCAACACAUCAAGCGAUAUGAGAAUUCUCUGGUAACAAAGUUCUAUGGAGUGCAUUGUGUCAAGCCAGUCGGCGGUGUCAAGACUCGGUUCAUUGUAAUGGGCAACUUGUGCUGCUCAGAGUAUCGGAUUCAUAGAAAAUUUGACCUCAAAGGAUCAUCUCAUGGGCGCAUGACAGAUAAGCCUGAGAAAGAUAUUGAUGAAACCACAACACUGAAGGAUCUUGACCUCAAUUAUGUUUUUCGAGUGCAGAGCAAUUGGUUUCAAGACUUGAUGAAACAAAUUGAUCACGAUUGUGAAUUCCUCGAGAGGGAGCGAAUAAUGGAUUAUAGUCUCUUAGUUGGUAUCCAUUUUCGCAGAGAUAAUACUGGGGACAAAUUUGGCUUGUCGCCUUUUCUGCUGCGGACAGGGAAGAGCGAUUCGUAUCAAAAUGAAAAAUUCAUGCGAGGCUGCCGUUUCCUUGAAGCUGAACUACAGGACAUGGAUCGAGUUUUAGCCGGAAGGAAGCCAUUGAUAAGGCUGGGAGCUAACAUGCCAGCCCGGGCAGAGCGAGUUGCUCGGAGGAGCGAUUUUGAUCAGUACACUCCCGGCGGAUUCAGCCAGUUGAGACCUCGACGAAGUGGUGAGAUCUAUGAAGUUGUCCUCUACUUUGGAAUCAUCGACAUUCUACAAGACUACGACAUCUCCAAGAAGCUCGAACAUGCAUACAAAUCGUUACAAGCUGACCCGACCUCCAUAUCAGCCGUCGAUCCAAAAUUGUAUUCAAAGAGGUUCCGGAACUUCAUUAGAAGAACAUUUGUUGAGGACGGAUGAAGCAAUGUAGUCCAGAAUGAAUCGCCCAUGCACUCUACAGUGGAAGUAACUCUGGAGGAUUUUGAUUGACUCUAUUGGCUGGCUUUGAGAACCAAAGUUGUUGAGGUCAGUGAGUGAGUGAGACAGGAAUUGGAGGUGUGGGACAAGUGAAUUUUGAGUGGAUCGAUCUGAUUGAUCGUAUUUGGGGGUAGAUUUGGUGUUGGGCAUUGGAAAUGUGCAAGGAUUGGCAUUGGGAUUCGUUCUUGUAAUUGAUGUAAAAAAAAAAAAAAAAAGGAAAAA
Molecule: messenger RNA, 3077 nt
Organism: Andrographis paniculata
Lineage: Eukaryota; Viridiplantae; Streptophyta; Magnoliopsida; Lamiales; Acanthaceae
Product: phosphatidylinositol 4-phosphate 5-kinase 1-like
Exons: 8
Coding region: 489-2798 (769 amino acids)
Biological process (GO): phosphatidylinositol metabolic process
Molecular function (GO): ATP binding; 1-phosphatidylinositol-4-phosphate 5-kinase activity
Source: RefSeq, a predicted model, not a curated record